Racocetra fulgida is the source of this 531-nucleotide messenger RNA. The record is from the annotation of a GenBank genome assembly. NCBI's taxonomy places the organism in Eukaryota, Fungi, Glomeromycota, Glomeromycetes, Diversisporales, Gigasporaceae.
AUGGGGGGAAAUGUCUCUGUAAUGGUGCCAAUGGAUGGGUAUCAUUAUCCCCAAAAAAUUUUAGAUACAUUUCCAGAUCCUAAAGAAGCCUAUGCUCGAAGAGGUGCAUAUUGGACAUUUGAUGCGCAAGGUCUUCUUACUUUGACGGAAGCUCUCCGACGUCCUAUUGAUAGCAGUCAAACAAUAACUGCACCAUCGUACGAUCAUGGUAAAGGCGACCCCGUUGAAAAUGAUAUUGAAAUAUUACCAAGUCAUAAAUUGGUGAUAAUGGAAGGACUUUACCUCCAUUUGAAAGAACCACCAGUCUGGAAAUCAAUUGCAUCACAUAUGGACGAAUUAUGGUUUCUACAUAUAGAUCGCGAAAUUGCAAAAAAAAGAAUUAUCAAAAGGCAUAUUCAAACUGAAACUGAAGAACAGGCCUUUUUUAGAGUUGAAAAUAAUGACAUGGUGAAUGCCAAUUAUAUUUUAGAAAACAGUUUGAUACCAACUAGAACGAUAAUUAGCGCUGAUGAUCCUGCUCAUAUUACCUAA